Messenger RNA from Marmota monax (woodchuck), 1806 nucleotides. RefSeq names its product disintegrin and metalloproteinase domain-containing protein 25-like. NCBI's taxonomy places the organism in Eukaryota, Metazoa, Chordata, Mammalia, Rodentia, Sciuridae. Gene Ontology annotation, biological process: proteolysis; male gonad development. Gene Ontology annotation, cellular component: sperm head plasma membrane; external side of plasma membrane; plasma membrane. The record is from RefSeq and is a predicted model, not a curated record. The transcript is spliced from 2 exons. The coding region runs from base 1 to 1806 and encodes 601 amino acids. Gene Ontology annotation, molecular function: metalloendopeptidase activity.
AUGCACAGAGAGAAGACACAAUUCCCACUCAUGAGAUGUGGACUAACAGAAGAAAAACUAGCACGACAACUGAAGCUCCAAAGGCGUGAUAAUUCCAUUCUGAGGCAAAGUGGUUAUGAAGGCUGGUGGACUCACACAUGGUAUCUUGAAACAGUUUUGAUUAUAGACUAUCAGCGAUUCCUUUAUAAGCAAAGUAAUGUUUCAUUUGUUAUACAAGAAGUAUUUUUGCUUGUCAAUAACAUACAUUCCCUGUUAAGUCCAUUGGGUGUUGAUUUGAUUUUACUUGGAAUUGAAGUCUGGAAUGAAAAGAACUUUUUUGAAGUGAGUAACAACAUAUUUGGAACCCUGUAUGAGUUUUGCAAUUGGAAGAGAGACAACCUAGAUUCUCGCAUAAAACAUGAUCUUGCACAUUUUUUGGUAAAACAAAAUUUUGGUAUGUAUUUUGGCUUAGCCUAUGCUUCAACAGUAUGCAUACCUGGUUUGGAAUGUGGAGUGGAUAGUUUCCCGGAUGAUGACCUGUAUGAAGUCUCACUUACCAUAGCACAUGAGAUGGGUCAUAAUCUGGGUAUGUACCAUGAUGUAUGGAUAUGUCAAUGUGGGCAACGCCAUUGUAUAAUGUCUGAAGAACGAUCAGAUGGCACAAGAUUCAGCAACUGCAGUUAUGCUCAAAUGUGGGAAAACUUUAAAUAUAUGAACUGUAUGCUCAACGCACCAAAACAAGAGGACAUCUUCAGGGGAACUGCCUGUGGGAAUGGUGUGGUUGAAGAAGGAGAGGAGUGUGACUGUGGAUCCCCAACUUUGUGUUCAAACCAUCCAUGUUGUUCGGAAAACUGCACUCUGAAAUUUGGAGCUGAAUGUGCUUCUGGGCUUUGUUGCGAAGACUGCCUUCUCUUGCCACCAGGUAAAGUGUGUAGAGAAAAUGUCAGUGAGUGUGAUCUUCCAGAGUGGUGCAAUGGCACCUCACCUGAGUGUCCAGAAGAUGUGUAUGUGCGGGAUGGGGUUCGUUGCAUGGACAGUGGCUACUGCCAUGAGAAGAGAUGCAAUGCACGUGAUGAACAGUGUAGACAGAUCUUUGGCAAAGAAUCCAGGAGUGCACAGGAGAGUUGCUACACAGAAAUGAACAGCCGAGGUGACCGCUUUGGUAACUGUGGUCUCGUUGGUGAAAACUAUGUGAGGUGUAAUAAAUCAGAUUUCCUCUGUGGAAGAGUUCAGUGUGAGAAUGUGAAAGAAAUUCCCUUUUUGAGAAGUCAUACUACUGUGCAUUGGAUGGACUUCAAUGGUGUGACCUGCUGGGGUACCGACUAUCAUUUUGGGAUGACAGUACCAGAUAUUGGUGAUGUGAAAGAUGGCACAGAGUGUGGUGAUGGACAAGUGUGCAUACACCGGAAAUGUGUCUCUAUGUCAUUGUGGGCAAGUGAUUGUUCACCAGAGACCUGUGCUAUGAAAGGGAUCUGCAACAACAAACAUCACUGCCAUUGUGACCCUAACUGGGAGCCCUCAAACUGCACAGAAGAAGGCUAUGGAGGGAGUGUUGACAGUGGUCCACCCCCUGCAAAAGAAGUGCAAGAAUGGAGGCUUAAGAAAAAAGAGGAAAAUGUGCAGCCUUCACCUAAGAAGGAACAGUUGGGUGCUCAAACUUCACCUGAGAUGAAAGAGUUGGGUGAUCAAACUCCAACUGAUAUGGAACAGUUGGACAAUAAAAUUUCACCUGAGAAUGAAGAAUUGGAUGAUCAAUCUUCACCUGAGCUGCAACAGCUGAGGGCUUCAACUUCAACUUUACCUGAGGCAGAGGAGCUCAAUGUUUAA